Molecule: messenger RNA, 716 nt
Organism: Olea europaea var. sylvestris
Lineage: Eukaryota; Viridiplantae; Streptophyta; Magnoliopsida; Lamiales; Oleaceae
Product: probable carboxylesterase 18
Exons: 1
Coding region: 12-704 (230 amino acids)
Molecular function (GO): hydrolase activity
Source: RefSeq, a predicted model, not a curated record
UUGGUCUAAUCAUGGCUGCGCCGCCAUCAUCUCCCAUGCUGCCCUGGAGGACGCGCAUCCAGUUAUCUAUCCUCAGUAAAUUCACCGACGCCUCUCGCCGCCAUGACGGCACCGUUGACCGCCGCCUUCUCAGGUUCUUCGAAUUCGGGAUCAAAACGCCGGCCGACUCCAAUCCUAUCAAAGGCGUCAGGACUUCCGACGUCACUAUCGACUCCUCUCGCAACCUUUGGUUCCGCCUCUUCGUACCCACACAGUUAAACAUACAAAAUGAUUCCCAGUUGCCCGUCAUUGUCUUCUUUCACGGUGGCGGGUUCGUCUAUCUCAGCCCGGAUGUCAAGUCCUACGACAUCGUCUGCCGCCGUUUAGCUUGCAAGAUCCCUGCCGUCGUAAUCUCCGUCAACUACCGGCUGGCGCCGGAACACCGUUACCCGGCUCAGUACGAGGACGGGUUCAACGUGCUGGAGUUUCUUGUCAGCGAGAAGAGCGUAUUGCCGGAGAACGCCGAUCUGUCGCGUUGUUUCUUCGCCGGAGAUAGUGCCGGAGCAAAUAUUGCCCACCACGUGGCUAAACGGGCAUGUGAGUCCAAAUUUAAGGACAUCAAGGUACGGCCCUUUGAAAGAAAUUUAGGGAAAACAAAAUUGUUUGAAUUUCUUUUACAAUUUUUCCAAUAUUUUAAUCAAAAUAAAAAAGGAGUAGAAGCUUGAAAUGUUGGUUUG